UUCCUCAACAUGUCGCAGAAAUAUUAAUGCACACUUUACAAUCUGUGACGUAAUUAUCGCUGCCUUGUUACUUCGGCAUAUUUUACGAAUUCACCAAUGAUCGGAGUCAGAGUCGACUGACGACCGACUGUUUUAGGCUCAGUCUAUUUGCUGAAAAGGACGUUGCAUGGGGCGAAGAAGGGAUGCUGUCUGCGGCUACAUGCAGACAUGUCCUCGCUGUCUUUUACCGAGUUCAAAGCAUCGAAAAUCUGCCGUUCGAGCUGCAGAGAAACUUCAAUUUGAUGAGAGAUUUAGAUCAACGCACUGAGGAUCUGAAAGGACAGAUCGACUCUCUGGCUAAAGAAUACACGGCCAACGCUCGCACUCUUCACUCCGAACAGAAGCUGUCAAUACUGAGGCAAAUUCAACAGUCCUACAGUAAAUGUAAAGAGUUUGGAGAUGAUAAGGUGCAGCUGGCCAUGCAGACGUACGAAAUGGUUGACAAACACAUCAGACGUCUGGACACAGACCUGGCGCGGUUCGAGGCCGACCUCAAGGAAAAGCAGAUUGAGAGCACAGAUUAUGAUUCCACCUCCAGUAAGGGGAAGAGAGUAGAAUCACGACAGAAGGAGAAGAAAAUGGCUAAAACAAGGUCAAAGGUCAAGAGUUCAGAUGAAGAUGGAAGUCCUAAGAGUGCACAGAAGAAAGUCAAACUCCUCCAACCGGGAGAGUUCAACAGUCCUUCCUCCAACUUUGGAAACGUUCAUCCCUCUGAUGUGCUGGACAUGCCGGUGGACCCCAACGAACCCACCUACUGCCUGUGUCACCAGGUGUCCUACGGAGAGAUGAUUGGCUGUGACAACACUGACUGCUCCAUUGAGUGGUUCCAUUUUGCGUGUGUUGGCCUGACGACCAAACCAAGAGGAAAAUGGUAUUGUCCACGGUGCUUGCAAGACCGAAAGAGGAAAUAAAGGGUCCUCAAAGAAGGGGACGUCUAUCAGAUGGAAAAUUGAAAAAAAAAUCCUUUUCAUCAAUUUCUCAAAUAUUUUGUUUCUCAUUUCUUAACAUUUGGUGCUUUUACUUUUGGUUUACACUAGAUAAUUGGCCUUGGUUUGAUGCAGUGAGUGUGAAGGAACCAAGAAGUUACAGUUAUAUUUAAAUAAUGUUUUCUGUUAGGUAGCUGUUAACAGAUGUUUCAUUUUUUAAGAUACUUUUGUUGCUGUUUUGUGUGUUUUUUUAUAUAUAUAUUUUUAUUUUACAUGUGAAUAAUGAACACUACAUUUUUGCCUAAUGGUUUUAUGGUUUACAUUUCCCUAAUACUGUACAAUAUAUAUUUGUUUGACCACAAAGUUUCUCUAAAAAAGG
This is a messenger RNA of Cynoglossus semilaevis (tongue sole), 1344 nucleotides long. It is a transcript of the gene ing4, whose product is annotated as inhibitor of growth family, member 4. Gene Ontology annotation, biological process: positive regulation of apoptotic process; regulation of DNA-templated transcription. The record is from RefSeq and is a predicted model, not a curated record. Bases 183 to 950 code for a protein of 255 amino acids. The transcript is spliced from 8 exons. Gene Ontology annotation, cellular component: nucleus. NCBI's taxonomy places the organism in Eukaryota, Metazoa, Chordata, Actinopteri, Pleuronectiformes, Cynoglossidae.